Messenger RNA from Harpegnathos saltator (Jerdon's jumping ant), 3063 nucleotides. RefSeq names its product probable tubulin polyglutamylase TTLL2. Bases 953 to 2545 code for a protein of 530 amino acids. Lineage: Eukaryota; Metazoa; Arthropoda; Insecta; Hymenoptera; Formicidae. Gene Ontology annotation, cellular component: ciliary basal body. Gene Ontology annotation, molecular function: tubulin-glutamic acid ligase activity; tubulin binding. The record is from RefSeq and is a predicted model, not a curated record. The transcript is spliced from 13 exons. Gene Ontology annotation, biological process: protein polyglutamylation; microtubule cytoskeleton organization.
AAGCUCAAUCCCGCUCGCGAGCUUGAAACCUCCGUUAGAACAUCCGCGAUCGUUAAAGGUAAGGUAAGAGUUCCGAGGACCCGGAGAGCGCUUCAUUGUGUGGGCUGCCACAUAGAGACACAGCUGACGGAGAAGGACGAGCCGGCGCGCGUCGCGUGCUUCUAAUAACCUUCUAUAAAUUCGUAUUAUCUAAACUCCCUCGGACCCUACCAAUAGGCCGCCUCUGAUCGCCUAUCCGGCACUCUUCCGACGUCCUUGCCGGGUCGCGCGGCAGCGGCGGCCGCGCGGGAAGCGCAUAAAAGCUGCAAGCAACCCGGGCCGCGCGAACACACCGGCAGGUAACCUGCGCACCUGCGAACGAGUCAAAGCGAUUGCGUAGACCGGAACGUGGCCGCGCACCAGUGAGAAUCGAGAUCCCGCCUUGUCCGGAUCCGCUAUCAAGGCGGCAAAACUUCGCGAGCGAGAAAAUAAAAGAAAGCCAAAGAGAAAGAGAGAAGGAAGGGAGGAACUUCGAUGUAUCGAAAGCACGGAUGACUCUCAAUGCGAUUGGAGUCGAAGUAACGUAAUCGCCGGCGAUGUCGUCCCUGCCGAGCACGAUCGUAAGGUAACUGGGACGCUCAAUGGACGGAAACGGUGUUGCACAAUUGGAAGCUUUCGGCUGUUUCGCAGAUAUGUUCAGGAUCCGACAAACGUAGAUGGGAUUUACGCGCGCUUCACAUUUGAAAUUCGACCCUUCACACCGAACUGUCGGAUGUGAUACACCUGCACGACGCGGCUCUCGACACGCAGGCGUGUCGCCAACGUGUCAACAAAAACACGUCGUGUUUGACACACCUUCGGCAAAUUAAUGCAUGUCGCAUGCCGAUACUCGUCUGAAGUGUAAUGUGACAUCGGCGCAAGCCAACUGGAGGCUCGCGAUUUAUCGUAUAUCAAGGUAGUACGAUGCUUCGGCAUGGCAGUGAAGUGCGUGGAAGGCCCUUUUGUCUUCAGGCUAAAUGAGAACAGCACCGGGCCGCUUCUACUUGUACAGGUUUGCACGGAACGCGGAUGGCGGGAGUACGCCGGCGAAAAUAAUGUAUUCAAAGAUCGAUGGAACUUAUGGUGGCGGUCCGGCGGUUUCCCCACGUCGCAUUACAGGCCAUUACUCCCCUGGCAGUUUGUCAAUCGGAUACCGAAAGGAAAUUCCAUCUGCCGGAAGGAUAAACUGAUACGCCACUUGAAGUGCAUGAAGAAAGUCCACGGUUCGAUCUAUGACUUCAGUCCCGCGGGAUACAACUUGCCCUCCGAAUACACGAAAUUGGCCGAAGAAUGUAGUCGUUGCGAAAAGGACGAUAAGAUUUGGAUCUGCAAGCCGGUCGGCCAGAGUCAAGGGAGAGGGAUUUUCUUGUUUCGUAAAUUAAGCGAUCUGUCGUAUGAUAACGCCGCGGUUGUGCAAAGAUAUAUUGAAAAUCCUCUGCUGAUCGGCGGUUACAAAUUCGAUCUUCGCCUGUACGUGUGCGUGCCGUCGUAUCGCCCGUUGACGAUCUACCUGUACAAAGAAGGCCUGGCACGUUUCGCCACCGAGAAGUUCUCCCUGGAACGUUUGGACGACCCUUUCCGACACCUCACGAAUUUUUCCCUGAACAAACUGGGACCAGGAUACUCGGAGAAGAAAGAACGCAUCGGUGCCGGUUGCAAAUGGACGUUUCGACAGCUGAGAAGAUACUUCGAGCAGUCGGGAUAUUUCGACUGGAUUCUUUGGCAGAGAAUCUCGUGUCUGGUGACGCUAACGAUACUAAGUCAAGUGGCGAGCAUUCCCAGAUCCUCGAAUUGUUUCGAAUUCUUCGGCUUCGAUGUAUUAAUCGACGAAGAUCUGAAGCCGUGGCUCUUAGAAGUGAAUCUGAGUCCAGCUUUGAGCAACGAUUGCGAAGUCGAUUCAGAGGUGAAGAAGCCUCUACUGCACGAUCUAUUUGAUCUAUUAGGUCUUCCAGUGUGUAACACCGGACUAUCCCUAUUCACAAUCUGGUCCUCCGGAGAUCAUCGCAUCGAGGACGAGGACGAAGUGUCUUUCAAAUUCGGCCGCUCCACGAAAAAAAAGUCGAAACGGGAGACCGACGCUUUUCUAAAUCUCUCCCCGGAGACCCGAGCCACGCUGAGACAAUCAACGCCGGAAGUUUACCCAACUGCCUGGUCUCGUUACAAUCCGCUGUUGAUGGACAAGUGCAUACGCCGUGGAUUUAAGGGAAGUACGAUCGAAGAUCACGCAUCGUCACCAAUCUGGGACAACGGUAAAGACUGGAGAGCGCCCUGCGUACGGGAGGGUGGGUGGAUUCGUAUAUGUCCGUUCACUCGAUCGAAACAUGUCAAAAGUACGGAAUACGCGCCGAGACCAUCGCCCAGGACGAUCGAAAAUGAAAUCAAGAAUAUGGUCCUUUGUAUACGAAAAUACUUAAAAGCCGCGAAGAAAGUACAACAAAGGAAUGAAAAGUUAAAGGACGAACAGUACAACAACCUUCUGCAAAAUGCGCUUGACCUGAACACAGAAGUUUGGCUGCCAGAAAAGUGAAUGUCAAGAAGUCUGCAUUUUUUCCUUCCCCUUUAUUUUAAUUCCGUAAUUUCCGGAUUUACUCGUUGUUUAUCAUGCUUGUCCGUCAUACGACACUGUUUUAAGAAAUACUUCAAAUAAUUACGUACAAUGUAUAAUGUAAUACAUUGCGUCUCUUUGUUGCAAUAUUUGUUGUAUUUUAUACGAGUUACCUCAAUGGCAAUCUUACUCGAAUCCUUGCUUUUCAAUAAUCCAAUUCAACGGCAGAUGCCUCUUUUAUUUUCAAGUUUCUUCAUUUGACAGCAAAGCGGAAGAUUUAUCUUCAAACUGUACCGAAAUUUUGGAUGACGCAUAAAAACUUUAAGGAUCACUUUUUUCGAUCAUGGAAAAAAAUCACUUUAUCCUCGAUAAAACGAUUGUACGACUUAAUAGCAGUGAAAGGAGCACGUGAAAGGAGCUUCUUCAAGUGAUGGGUUUAAUGACAAAGAUCUUUAGUUUUUAAUUAGAACACGCUAUAUUCACAUUUAGCAUUGAAUACA